Molecule: messenger RNA, 1762 nt
Organism: Pundamilia nyererei
Lineage: Eukaryota; Metazoa; Chordata; Actinopteri; Cichliformes; Cichlidae
Exons: 5
Coding region: 303-1205 (300 amino acids)
Source: RefSeq, a predicted model, not a curated record
AAAACACAUGGGUCAGGGUUGCAGCCUUACAACCAUUCACCAGAGUAAAGCUGUAAUCCUGCUUUCAGUGCAGGUUAUGAGUGGAGGAAUCUGAAAAGGGGUCGUUGAUUUAAAUAACGACUGUGGAGCAAAAGGCUGCUGGUUUGACUUUAAAUGAGAGAAACUAAACUAAGUGUGAGGGGAAAUGACUAUAGGUGAGGGGAAGAUUUUCUGAAAUUAACCUUCAGCUGCUGGAAGGCUGUUCCUCUACGUUGAAACAACUUUCAAAAGCUGACCGCUUCAGGUGCAAACUGGUAAAGUUUAUGAAGACACUGAAGGGGACUCGACUUGACUCUCCAAAGAAGAUGCAGGACAAAGAUGAGAAGUCUGGAGAUGACAAAUCUCUGACUGAUCUAUCUAACCCUCUGAGUGCGUUCUGUAGCAAAAAUACCACUUACCUGGCUAAGCUUGCCAUCCUUCUCCAGUAUUCUCCACAUAAGAUGCUGACUUUUACUCAGAUGAAAAACAAGAUUUCAGUGAUUGAUAAGGAUGAAAGGAAUGCUUACAACAACAUCAGUUGGUAUUUAACAGGUUACAAAUGUUUUGUCAAGAUUCUAGUUCCGGGCACAAUGAAUCGUGAGCUUGUGUACUGGAUGCUGGACUGCAGGGAGAUAACAACAGAGAUGGUGCAUGAACACUUCUUGGAAAUUCUCCAUCUCUUCCCUGUUCUGGCGUCCAGACUGGAGACCAAGAACCUGAGCUGUCCGCCUAGGCCUCUCCACUUUCUAGAGCCCGCACCACGCAGUACUGUUCAGAUCAAACCUGAGGUGAAGUUUAAUGGCCCUUUCUCUAUUGACUCAAUCCUGAAGAGAGACUGCACCUCUGCUCAAGCCUACACUCCCACACUCAGUCUGCCAGUCCGGGUGGAGCACUUUACUCAGCCUACACAGCGACGAACUGGGACAAAAAGGUGCUUCGGCUGGGACACCGAUCAGCAUCUCAUCCUACAAGCUUCAGCUGGAAGUUCUCCUGUCUGCACGGGAGGGAGCAGCACACACCACUGGGCCACUGCUGAUGGAACUACUACACCCGUCAAACGGAUACCUGUGUAUUCUGUUCCCUCGCUCCAGGUUCACCCAGGAGCUGUCCCUUUGUUCACCAGCCCGCAGAGCAGUGGCCUCACUUACGCCCUUCCAGCACUUACCCCCGGUGUUCCCCGUUUUUGAUAGUUAAAAAAAAUCUUCCUAUUAAAAUACACUUUCAUGUUUUGAAGGGGAUAUGCUAGUUUUAUUGGAAAAAACAGAAAUAUGGCUUUAUAUCAAAGUGGGCAUGUAGUUUAAUGUCGAGUGUUUGUAAUAUAAUGUCUUUAGUUUUGGCUGUAGACUUUUUAGUUGUAGAUAAUUGAUGGUUUAGGGAAAAUACUGAUGUUUCCUGGAGUUAAAAAAAUAAAAUAAAAUUGUGGCUUAUCACGGUUUUUUGUGAUUGCGGCCACUACGUUUUAUACAUGUGUCUGAAGCCACUACAGACUGACCACAAGGGGGCAGUAGAGUUUUACUUUGAACUUCCAAACGCCCUACCUUGUAUUAAAAUCAACACAAUUAAGUGGGGGGUUUUUUUUUUAUACCUAUAUAUUUGUCCAUUUUGUGGUGUUUAAUGCAGUUUUGCUGACCAUUACAAAAGUCUUUAUUACACUACAGAAGAUACUCUAACAGAAUGCAUAGACAAUGCUUUGUUAGGUUGUGAAAAAUUUAAUGUCUGUAAGUGGGAAAAAUCAGACACAAUU